UGCAGCCGUGUUGGCUGCAAACUUUGUCCUCUGCUGGAAACGUCUUCAGAGGAGGAACAUCUGACGCUGCGGCGCUCUCCGCAGCAGUGAAACAAGAUAACAACGCACCAGCCAUGCAGCUUAAUCUCUCAAUCACCGCCACGCUAGCAAUCGUCGCAUUAGUGACGCUCUGCGAGGGAGAAGAUAUGCUGGUGACCGUUCAGCAGGGAACACUACGCGGAACCACAGCCACGAGCGUCUACAACACCUCUUACACGGCCUUUUUGGGUAUCCCGUAUGCCGUGCCGCCAACCGGAAAGUUGCGUUUCCAGGCUCCGCAGCCGGCAGGAAACUGGGAAGGAGUACGCAAUGCCAGUCAAUACGGCAGCGACUGCGUCCAACAGGACGGCAGCGGUUCCGAGGACUGCCUCUACCUGAACGUCUUCGUGCCUGGCGUUCCACAAGAGGGCACCAACCUACCUGUGAUGUUCUGGAUGUACGGUGGUGGAUUCAGAGGCGGCAGUGCUUCUGAUAAGGAAUUCGGCGCAGACUUUCUCGUCUCCUAUGGCGUCAUACUCAUCACUGUCAAUUAUCGCGUGGGGCAGUUUGGUUUUCUGAGCACGGGAGACGCUGUCGCCCCUGGUAACGCGGGCCUCAAGGACCAGAGGCUGGCACUGACCUGGGUACAGAGAAACAUCGCGCGCUUUGGCGGCGACCCGCAGCAAAUCACAAUAUUCGGACAGAGCGCCGGUGCACUGUCUACCUGCUAUCACUUCAUCUCGCCACAGUCCUCAGGUCUGUUCUCAAGAGCUAUUAUUCAGAGUAGUAACUUCGUCGUCGCAAACCCGCUGUCAACAGCAAAUGCCCGGACUCAUUCUUUCAAACUAGGAGCCACCCUCGGCUACGAAACCGACGAUUCACAACAGCUGCUCGACUUUCUGCAAUCUGUGAACGUAACAGACCUUCUGGUAAACGACUCUCUUAUCCAGACAGAAGUGGAAAAGAAGCAAAUUAUACACCAUCCGUGGGAACCAAAUAUCGAGCCAGAUGUGGAGGAUGCUGUAGUUACUGAGUCCCCCAAUCAGAUGCUCAUAGACGGCCGUUUCAACAACGUGCCAAUCAUGAUGGGCACUGCUUCUGCCGAAACUGGAUACAUUCUUCUUGGGAGACCGGAACUCAUAGCCGGUUUGAACAAAGACUUCGCGGCUGUGAUAGGUCCCAGCUUACACCUGCCUACCGUGGAACAGCAGACAGAGGCCGCAUGGAAGGUGAAAGACUUCUACUUCGACAACAACACAAUUUCUGCCGACGAUUCAGACACUCUGAUCCCUUUUUUCGAAGACUUCGCAUGGUCUGAUCCCAACGACGCUAUGAUAAAGAAAGUCGUCGAGGUCUCUAACUUGACACUUUAUUUCUAUAUAUUCGACUACAGAGGAGACAUCGUUCUCACAAAUCCAUGGGGAGUUUCACAUGGAGGAGAGUUGCCUAUGUUGUUCUUGAGAAAAGAUACAGAGUAUAACUUGGAUCCUGAAUCAGAAGAAGACAAAGUGCGCAGAAACAUGCUGCGUCUUUGGACGAACUUCGCAAAGUAUGGCAACCCUACUCCUGAGGCGGAUCCCGUGGUGUGGCAGCCGUACGACCUUGCCAGCCACAGGUACCUACUGAUGCAGGCCAACCUCUCGAUCGCACACGACCCAUAUGGCGAGCGCAUGGCAUUCUGGAGAGAGAACGUGCCACUCAUGCCAUUUCCUGACACAAUAUGAUAUGCCACAAGAGACAUUCACUGAUUGCAGAGGAGAGGAAAAACAGCACAUUACAGAUUAGUAAUGACUAAAAGGAAAGGAAUUCACUAAGAAUUUGAACCAAACAUCUUUAAUGCAUAAUUACUGAGGCACUUCGAAAUAUCUCCCUUAAUGUGGGGUUUAGACGUUGUUGAAUAUAAUACUGAUACUUCAACUUCACAAAUGUUACAGAUAUUCACCGGUUGCAGAGAAGAGGAGAAACAGCACCUUGUUACUGAAUACUGAAUGCCAGUAAAGGAUUUAAUCAAAAACUCGACACAAAUGUCAUUAAAGUAUAAGUAACAAGUCACUGCGAAAUGUCAGUUUCAUCUUCCCUGAACAUAAUCCUGAUACUUAAAUGUGACAAAUGUUAAGAAAUUUCGGAAAACGGCUCAAGUGCAACUUGUGGUACUGUCCAUUAUAGCUCACUUAGUUUUCAGUUUUCUCUUCUCAGUAAGAUGGAAUUAUUAAUUUCAUGUACGUUUAUUUUAUUUAC
This is a messenger RNA of Schistocerca nitens (vagrant locust), 2256 nucleotides long. RefSeq names its product acetylcholinesterase-like. The record is from RefSeq and is a predicted model, not a curated record. NCBI's taxonomy places the organism in Eukaryota, Metazoa, Arthropoda, Insecta, Orthoptera, Acrididae. The coding region runs from base 114 to 1742 and encodes 542 amino acids. The transcript is spliced from 12 exons.